AUGAACUUUGUAAAUCGCAAUGGACGUCAGAUCCAAUAUUGCAAGGCUGCGAAGAAAUUAAACUUGUUGCAUCUUCCGGACGACCUCACUGUAAUGAUCAUUGGGAAACUUACCGCAAUCGAGAUCUUAACCAGUGCUCAGUUCGUGUGCCGUAGAUGGCGGAGAAUCUGCAUGGAUCCGCUCAUGUGGCAAACCGUCAAUAUGUGCGACAUUCGGAUUCGCAAUGCAGUGGAAUAUAAAUUGGUGGAGAAGAUGUGCCGCCAUGCAAUUGAUCGUAGCUGUGGCCAGUUAGAAGACAUAAGUAUCAAGUAUUUUGGCACCGAUGAUCUCCUCAAAUACAUAAUUGACUCGGGAUGUCAUAAAUUGCGACGUCUGCGACUUGUUCAAUGCUUGAAUCAAAUUUCAGACAAAGGAUUAUGUAAGAUGGCUGAAAAGCUUCCAUUGUUGGAGGAACUUGAAAUUACCCUUUGUCUCAAUGUAUCUGGUAUUGCUUUAGAGGCAAUUGGUCGAGGUUGUCCUCUUCUAAAAUCAUUGAAGUUUAACUACAAUCGUAACAAUACUGGGGAAGAAUUUGCUAUUGCGCAAAAUAUGUCCAACUUGCGUCAUCUCCAACUUGUUCCAAGCAGCUUCAAUAAUAGUGGCUCGAGAGCCAUUCUUAAUGGUUGUCCUCAUCUUGAAUAUCUGGAUUUACACGAAUGUGACAUAGUCGAGGUGGAGGGGAUAUUGAAGACAAGAAGUAAAAACUCAAGUGAACUCGACUUCACAUUAAGUUAA
Molecule: messenger RNA, 774 nt
Organism: Arachis duranensis
Lineage: Eukaryota; Viridiplantae; Streptophyta; Magnoliopsida; Fabales; Fabaceae
Product: putative F-box/LRR-repeat protein 23
Exons: 3
Coding region: 1-774 (257 amino acids)
Molecular function (GO): protein binding
Source: RefSeq, a predicted model, not a curated record